ACAUGGCGUUGCAGAAUUGUGCCAAAUAAUAUUGUUUUCACGAUGAAAACGUAAGGUUCUGUCGAUGAUGAAAAGUGUUACAGAUAAUUUUCCAAGCUUGAACGUCAUCAUUCUGUUUUACCUUAUGUUUUUACCAACCAAUUCCAGCGAGAUCCAGUACAGGACCAAAUGGGCCAGCGAAAAGCACCACGACCUCUGGUGUUACAGGUGCGACACUAUGGUAGACGGUGAAAGUUGUCUGGAUUUGCACGGUAACUACUCCUGGAUGAACAUGAAAUGUUCCAAGGAACAGAAAAAGUGUCAGGUGAGGAGGAUAUCGAUGUCAACAAGCACUGACGAAAUCACUGGAAAACCAAAGCUCUGGCUUCUCCAAAGAAACUGUAGUGAAUCCUGUGAGCCAGGCUGUAUAGUGAUAGGGGAAAGGACUAAACUCCAUUCUUGUAUAACAUGCUGUGAUGAAAAUAACUUUUGUAAUUCCGGUAGUUUAGCCAAUGUAUUUCAUUUAUCAUCAUUAGCCCUAGCUUCUGCACUCAUUCAUAUCAUUUAUAGAAUAUCAUCUGAAUCUCUGAUUUCGAAUUUUAUACUAUCAUUGAAGUGACAUGGAAAAAGAUUUUUGUAAUAUAUGGUGGAUAUUGA
Molecule: messenger RNA, 636 nt
Organism: Coccinella septempunctata (seven-spotted ladybird)
Lineage: Eukaryota; Metazoa; Arthropoda; Insecta; Coleoptera; Coccinellidae
Exons: 3
Coding region: 65-598 (177 amino acids)
Source: RefSeq, a predicted model, not a curated record